AUUAAACUUCAUUUCAGCUGCAGAAAAGAUAAAUGCAUAUUAAAUGUUGCCAGACUCUUCUCAGAUUAGACAAAUCGGUGUAUAAAAUUCACAGAUUUGAUAAAAGGACCAAACUGCACUAAUGUUGAAAAAAUUGUCCCGAGUCGGGAGACCGUUUUCAAGGGAGGCAAUUGAACCCAGGUCAAGACGCCGGGUCGUUAUUACAGGAAUGGGUAUUGUCUCUCCUCUUGGAGUUGGCACCCAAAAUGCUUGGAAAGCUCUCAUCGAUGGAAAGUGCGGCAUUGUUAAGCUUACUGAUCCAGAAUACAAGAAGUUACCUUGUCAAAUAGCUGCACUGGUGCCCAAAGGUGAUUCCCCUGAAAAGCUGGACUUGAAUUCACGUUUUACCCCAGCAGAAUUACGAACAAUGUGUCCAGCGACAGCCUAUGCUUUAGUUGCCACAGACGAGGCAUUAACGGAUGCUCAGUGGAAACCAACCGAUGAAUCGGACAGACGCAACACAGGAGUAGCGGUAGGGAUCGGGAUGAUUGACUUGGCAGAUGUUUGCAACACACACGAAGCAAUGAAAGAAAGCUACCGCAAAGUUAGUCCUUACUUUGUACCCAGAAUUCUACCGAACAUGGCAGCGGGACGUAUUAGCAUUGCGUACGGGUUCCGGGGCCCCAACCACGCAGUGUCAACAGCCUGUGCAACGGGCGCGCACUCCAUUGGUGACGGUUUCAGGCUGGUACGUGGGGGUGAAACAGAGGUGAUGGUAUGUGGUGGUACAGAAGCAUGCAUCAGUCCACUAGCUAUUGCAGCAUUUUGCCGACUUCGGGCUCUCUCCACAUCAAGGAACGAAUUUCCCCAAGAGGCUUCCAGACCCUUUGACAAGACCCGAGAUGGCUUUGUCAUGGGAGAGGGCUGUGCUAUCCUAGUCCUAGAGGAGCUAGCUCAUGCCCGGUUCAGGAAGGCAUCUAUUUAUGCCGAAGUAUUAGGAUACGGACUCUCUGGAGAUGCCGUUCAUCUGACGGCACCCUGCAGCGAGGGUACUGGCGCGCUUCUAGCCAUGGAUCGUGCUCUAAAAGAUGCGGGCCUUGCAACUAGUGAGGUUAACUACGUAAACGCACAUGCUACCUCGACACCGCUUGGUGACACCGUAGAACUUAAAGCCAUCGAUGCUCUCUUUGGAGAACGAGCCAGCAAUGUUACCGUCUCCAGUACCAAAGGAGCUCAUGGACAUCUACUAGGCGCCUCAGGGAACCUCGAAGCAGCCUUCACAGUGAUGGCCUUACGCCAUGGCAUUUUCCCUCCAACCAUUAACCUCCACCAGCUGGAUGCACCCUCCGGAACUAAUCUAAACUUUGUACCGAAUGUCAAACGCGAAUGGAGAGGAACUUCUAGGAGGAUUGCUCUAAAGAACGCCUUCGGAUUUGGAGGCACCAAUGCUUCCUUGUGUUUAGCACAGUUCCUGGAAUAAUACACAUUUCCCUUCUUGAA
Orussus abietinus is the source of this 1479-nucleotide messenger RNA. Its product is annotated as 3-oxoacyl-[acyl-carrier-protein] synthase, mitochondrial. Lineage: Eukaryota; Metazoa; Arthropoda; Insecta; Hymenoptera; Orussidae. Bases 122 to 1459 code for a protein of 445 amino acids. Gene Ontology annotation, biological process: fatty acid biosynthetic process. Gene Ontology annotation, molecular function: 3-oxoacyl-[acyl-carrier-protein] synthase activity. The transcript is spliced from 5 exons. The record is from RefSeq and is a predicted model, not a curated record.